Messenger RNA from Puccinia triticina, 399 nucleotides. RefSeq lists its product as uncharacterized. Lineage: Eukaryota; Fungi; Basidiomycota; Pucciniomycetes; Pucciniales; Pucciniaceae. The record is from RefSeq and is a predicted model, not a curated record. The transcript has 2 exons. The coding region runs from base 1 to 399 and encodes 132 amino acids.
AUGCCUCAAUCCAAUCACCCCAAUAUGCGCACACAAUCAGAACUUGAAGAACAGUCUUUAAUAGAACGCGAUGUUAGAAUUGGACAGCGACUCGGACAAAUUGAUGCUGACCACGAACCUGGAGUCUGGGAAGACAUCAAUAACAAGCAGCCCGACCAUCCAAAUUACAAACCUCCCAUCGGAAGUUACACCGAUCCCGAUUGGCAAGUGGAUCUAGGUAAUCUUCCGAGUUCUGCCCAUGCCAGCUAUCACCAAGCCCGCCGAUAUGCCGAAGCACGUGUUAGACUCCAAAAUCGCUGGAUGCAACUUGAAAAAGACGCCACUGCUGCCUUCUUGCUCUGCCAAAGAAAAACCUCAAACUGGACGUACCAAAACAGACCGGAGGCGUAUGGAACUUGA